Molecule: messenger RNA, 2672 nt
Organism: Neurospora hispaniola
Lineage: Eukaryota; Fungi; Ascomycota; Sordariomycetes; Sordariales; Sordariaceae
Exons: 2
Coding region: 160-2277 (705 amino acids)
Molecular function (GO): protein binding
Source: RefSeq, a predicted model, not a curated record
GCUGCGAGACUGCAAUAAUUUAUUUCUUCUCGUACUUUCUUGAUUUGGUGAGCCUUCCGCCAUUCGUCUUUUACAAUACACCCAAACGCAGCCAACGGUACCUUGGCUCAUUCACUAUAAACUUGACCACCCAUCACUACCAUCACUACCAUCACUACCAUGCCGCCCUCUAGCGACGACGAGAUUCCCCUCUCCAGGCGUGGUGCACACACCUUUGACCUCAACCGCCUCGAAUCUCGCCGGAGAGCAACAUUCGGAAGGGCCGCAGGAGGUACCAGUACCUCCAGCACGAACGAGCCACCCCAACCUGAGAUUAUCCCCAUUCAACGUGGCACUGAGCCAUCAGGUUCCUCUUCUUCGCCAGUGUCCUCCUCAUUGAUUACUGCUACUACCACUGCUUCGUCUUCCGCCACCACUCCGUCAGCCAGUAACCACGAAAAGAACUUCAAGGAGCAGCAACGGCGGAGGCUUAUGUAUCUCCAGGAAACUAGGCAGAACCAGCAGCAACACAAGCGGCAAACGCAGAGCCAGGUCGGUAUCCACCCGCUCUCAAAGUCAUUCACUGCCAACGCCAAGAACCGCGAAGUGUUCGACCUAGACACCCCGCCCCCUCCGUCUCACGUUUUAUCCUCUCCAUCGAACGAGGGGAACACUGCUGCUAGUAUUUUAGAGCAACAGGUACAACAGGAGCAUCAACAGGCUCAACAGGCGCAGAAGGUCCAACAAUAUCAGCAGCAGCCUCAGCAGCAGCAGGGGCACCGACAGCAACAAGACGAUAACGAUAUCGCGAUCAGAGAAGAGAGUCUAGAAGUUCUUGAGAAUUUGGCCUCGAUUGCCUCUGACGACAUGAACAGAGGUAACAGUGGCGGCGGCGGUGCCUUUGGCCGCAAUGACAGAGAUGACAGCAGUAACAACCACGGUAACAACAGCAACAAGAGACGCGCAGAGGUGGACUUAGAGAGACCUACCACUCGUCGACUAUUCUCUGGCAUCACAACACCAGGAAGCAUGUCUGGCUCUAUCUUUGGUUCAUCUGACUCCGUCUUUGGCCCGUCUGGCUCUGGCGUGGGCGUUGGUCCGCAUGCCCCGGCCCCGGGCGCUUCACCCCCUCGGACCCCGACGCGUCCUGCUUCUUUUGACGUUAGAGAGGGACCGGGUAGUGGUGGUGUUGCUGGUGAUCGUGGCGGUGAAAGCCCUUUUUCACCGUUCAGCCAUGGGGCAUCUCCUAUGCCCCAAGCCCCCUUUUCUCAAGCUCCAAAUUUCUUCGACCAACCUCGUACUCCCGGUGCUGUGACCAUGACGGGAGCUGCUCCGCAGAGGGGACAAGUGGCUCCGGAGAGAGGAGAGAGAGCCGGAAGUGUGGCUUCCGUGACGAGCAUCACCUCGCGGAACGGACCCCCGACGGCUAACCCGAGUUUGCCUAAUUUGCCUCCUGAUGGAACCAACUGGCUCACCGGCCGCAUCGUCGUCGUCUCCGUCGGUGCCGAGCGCCGCAAAUGGAAUGUUCACGAACAACUCCUGAGUUACAACUCCCCGUACUUCAAACGUCUCUUCAACCCCGAGCCCGAGCUCGUUGAAGGCUCCUCUUCCUCCUCCGGUAGUAAUCACAACCAAAGCACCGCCGCCGCAAACGCGGCACCCGGAGAACCGAUCGAGGAAGUCUACCUCCCCGCUGCCGAGCCGAAGCUUUUCGCCCUCUUAAUCCGCUGGCUCUACGGCACAGCUUUCGCUACCUCAGGUGGCCAAAAGGUCUUCAAAUUCCCCCCUCCCCAACUCAACCAAAUCACCGUACGCGACUACCUCGGCCUAUACAUCCUCGGCCAAACCGUCCAGCUCCCGGGUCUGCGUAACGCCUGCAUCGAUGUUCUUUACCACUACUACGCCGCCGAGACCGAAGAGGUGCGCGUGCCCGACUUGCACGACGUGCAAUACAUCUUUGAGAACACCAAGCAUGCGCCCGAUUCACAGAUGAGAAGGCUGUUAGUUGCUCAUUGCAUGUUUCAUCUCUUCGGCGCGAAGAGAAGGGGCCCAUUGCCCCCCGACUGGCAGGAGGUUAUAGAGCCACGGUGCACGGUGUCGUUCGAGAUGUUCAAGAUGUUGGCGGACUGGAAAUGGGUGAUUGGCGAGAAUGUACCGACCAUGAAGAUCAAGGCUAGACAUGCGUUUCAUGAGAAGCCGCGGCCCGAGGAGCUGUUGCCGUGGCAUAAGGCGCAGACCCAGGACGAGGCGGGGAUGCCGCUUGUGGGGGUGGUGAAAGCUGAGCCGGUUGAUGAGUAGAGGAGAUGGGCUGGGAACCUUCUUAGGAUGGGGAGAGUGAUGAUGUGGCUGGGCUUUUAUAAAGGUUUGGCCAUCCGGCGUCAGAUAAGAGGGGUGAGCGAAAGAAGAAGGGAAGGAGAUUUGAUGAGGUGUUCAUGACAGAGUGGUUGGUGACAACGGGAGAAUUGAUGGAGGAAGGAGGAUAGGUUGUGCUUGCCCUGCCAGCAAAAGAUGGCCUUUCGAGAAACCGAGCUUUUGAAUUAGAAGAGGAAAGCGCGAUGCCCAUACAUCUGAAGCUGCCAAGCUCUUACCCUAUCAGUUAAAAGGGCUUCAUCAUUCACAGACGGGCAUCAUUAGGGUUUGUCCACUCAAAGAAUUUCGGACGUGGAGGAGCUGAGAUCGUCCAGGAAUCGAAG